Malaclemys terrapin pileata is the source of this 2555-nucleotide messenger RNA. It is a transcript of the gene MAIP1, whose product is annotated as matrix AAA peptidase interacting protein 1. Gene Ontology annotation, cellular component: mitochondrial inner membrane. The coding region runs from base 38 to 790 and encodes 250 amino acids. The record is from RefSeq and is a predicted model, not a curated record. Gene Ontology annotation, molecular function: ribosome binding. The transcript is spliced from 5 exons. Gene Ontology annotation, biological process: inner mitochondrial membrane organization; protein insertion into mitochondrial inner membrane from matrix. NCBI's taxonomy places the organism in Eukaryota, Metazoa, Chordata, Testudines, Emydidae.
GCGCACCAGGCGGGGCGGGGCGGGGCGGCUCGCUAAGAUGGCGCUGCCCAGCGCGCUCCGGCGCUGCCCUGGGCCGGUCCGCGCCUUCUCCGCCCGCCUUCUGGCGGCGACAGCCCGGCCCGGGCUAGAGCCGCGGGGCCCGGUUACCCUGACCGGCGCCCGGCCCCCCGCGCGCUUCUGCGCCAGCGACGAGCAGAGCCGGCGGGGGGGUCCGCCGGGGGCGGGCGGCGGCCGGGGCGUGGAGGUGGUGGGGAUCCCCAACCCCUUCAUCUGGGUCCGCACCAGGCUCCGCUGCUUCUUCAUCCGGGCCUACUUCGACCAUGAGUUCAGCAUGGAGGAGUUCACCAAGGGAGCCAAGCAGGCCUUUGCUCUUGUUUCAAAGCUGUUGUCUCAAUGUAAACUUGAUCUGUUGGAGGAAUUUGUAUCAAAAGAGGUAUUUCAAGUGUUGGAGGAGAAGCUUUCUUCAUUGUCUGAAAACCACAGGAAUGCCCUGGCUGCUGACAUGGAUGAAAUAAUGUAUACAACAGAAGGAGAUGUUGGCAUUUACUUUGAUGACAGUGGAAGAAAGUUUGUUAGUAUCCUGAUGCGCUUCUGGUAUCUAACUAGUGCUGACCUUUCUGAUGAGGCUCCAGAUGGAACCAAAGUUUUCCACGUUGUAAUUGGAGAUGAAACUGUGAAAAAAACUAAACAUCUUCUAACAGCAAACUAUGAGUUCCGAAGGGAAUUUACAGAAGGAGUGAAGGCAGACUGGACUAUUACACGGAUUGAGCAUCCAAAGCUAUUAGAAUAAAUUUCUUGUACAAUGACUUUUAUGGACCCUUAUAAAUCCUCUGGCAUACCAAAGGUGUCAAGCUUUUUUGGUCUCCCCACAACAAUCUCUUUUCAGGAUUAAUUUUAUAUUUUUUAAUUCCCCAAAUACUUUUGAUUUUAUCAUAUACAGUAUAUUGCUCUGAAAGAAUAACAAUAAAGCCUUUUCCAUGAGUCUCUGAAGCUACGUAAUACAAAUUUAAUUUGUAAUAGUUAUCAGAGAUGUUUGCAUAGUAAUUGGGUUACAGGCCAGAGUUGCAGAUGUAUUGAUCUAAUUGGAGGGGAGGGAUAGCUCAGUGGUUUGAGCAUUGGCCUGCUAAACGCAGGGUUGUAAGUUCAGUCCUUGAGGGGGCCACUUAGGGAUCUGGGGCAAAAUCAGUACUUGGUCCUGCUAGUGAAGGCAGGGGGCUGGACUCAAUGACCUUUCAAGGUCCCUUCCAGUUCUAGGAGAUGGGAUAUCUCCAUUAAUUUUAAUUUUAAUUGAUUUGUUACAUUCUCAGAAGAAAUCUUGGUACUAAUAGGAUAUGACAUGUAUAAAACAAAAGAUGCUCUCAUGACUGGCAAUCCUUCUGAAUAAUACCACUUAAUUUAUUAUGAGUAUUUUCCCAAAGAUAUAAUGUACAGUAGUUAAAACAGAAUGUUUGAAGGAGGUGAGUACAGGUAUAUACACUUCCUAGCUAGUUUGACAACAGCAAUAUAUUUGAGUAAAAUUAAAACUAGAUUCUAAAAAGUAUACACUCUUGACUCCAGUCUAAGCUGUCAUAGACAUAUAACAUUCUACUAUGAAAGUGAUACAGACAAAUUUAUUCUGAUUAAGUAACAGAAGUGACAAAAUUCCUUCCUUUGGGUAUUUGGAAGAAAACUUAAUCCAAAACAUGAAACUAAAGGAGAAGCUGGGGUGCUGUGUCAAAUCAAGCCCUGGCAAACUGGAAGGCUUGCCAUCAAAGUAAAAAAAAAUAAUUAAAAGCAUUGGGGCACUGUGAACCAGAAACUCUUUGAGUUUUGCUCCCAACUCUGCCACAGAUUUGCAUUGUAGCUUGGCUAUAAUCUGCCUUUAAUAUCUCUGAGCCAAAUUCAACCCUUCUCUAAGUAGCUGUUACUUUCAUGGCAUUCAGUAGGAAUUCCUGGCAGGAGCAUCUGACUUCCUCUGUAAAAGGAGGGGCACUAUUAACCUACUUCACAAGAAGUGGUGUGAGGAUUAACUAAGGAUACAGUAUUUUGAAGGUGUUAAGUGCCAAGUAUUAUUACUGUAUGCAGUGUUGUUGUAGCCAUGUCUGUCCCAGGAUAGUAGAAAAACAAGGUGGCUGAGGUAAUAUCUUUUAUUAGACCCAACUUCUGUUGGUGAGAGAGACAAGCUAUCAAGCUUAGACAGAGCUCUUCACCUCUAUAGCUCUGUAAGCUUGAAAGCUUGUCUCUCUCACCAACAGAAGUUGGUCCAAUAAAUGAUAUUACGUCACCCACCUUGUGUCUCAAGUAUUCUUACUGUGUGAGUCAUAGGGGUUGGGGUUAGAGAAUCACAAAAAUUGUAACAUACCUCUUCCUCAGUCAAUCUGGGGUUAUAAAAUGGUUUCAUGGCAAUACCACAUAGUUAGGAUUUAUCAACAAGCUGUUUUAACGUUCUGGGAGACUAAACAAGAGCAAAAUAUCUCGGUUGUCAGCCACCAGAUUUUGUACUGGAGAAUUCCUGUUGUCUCAACUAUUGAAUAAAGUUGACUGAUAACAGCACUUCCUAUCUUAACGGGAGAAGA